CAAAGGCCAUUAUUAUGGUAUCUCCACUUUGAGAAUUCCCCUCAAUUUUGCUUAUUCUUUACCCCUUCUCUCCCUUCGCCUUUUCUUGUUCCUCAGCUCUGUGGGACUAACCACAGCUUUCCCUUCAUCAUUCUCUGUUGACUUAUAAACUUUUUCUUUUGUGACCUCUUUCUUCCCUUGCAAGAACUAGCAGCUUCAUCGUCAUCUCUAACACCAUCAAAUUAAGCUUCAAUGGGAAAAUGUCGUCCUUGCCCAUCCCUGAAGUCUUUGUCCAGCACAAUAGGAGGCAUGCUUUGUCAUUGUGGUUCACCAAAUAAGUACAAGAAGCUGGAUUCAAAGCUUGAAAGGAAAAUGAUUGAAAUGAAGAGAAGUGCAUCAGGACAAUCAAAUUUCAAAUCAAUUGACAGCAUAAUUGUGAGGUUCCCUCAGUUCAGGGACGGAUUGAAAAACCUCAGAGGUGUAUUUGAGCAGUAUGAUGAAGACUCUAAUGGAACUAUUGAUCGUGAGGAGCUGAACAAAUGUUUGGAAAAACUGCAAUUUCACCUGACAAAAGAGGAGGUUGAGGAUUUGUUUCAUUCCUGUGACAUUGAUGGGAGUGAAGGGAUACAAUUUAAUGAGUUUAUUGUUCUCCUAUGUCUCAUCUAUCUCCUAAUGAAACCUUCCCCAUCUCCUGAUACUGUAUCCACAACAUUGAAGAUAGAUUCACCACAGCUUGAGGCCACUUUCGAUACUAUUGUUGAAGCAUUCUUGUUUCUUGAUAAGAAUGGUGAUGGAAAAUUGAACAAGAAAGACAUGAUCAAGGCACUAAAUGAGGCUUCGCCUUGGGAAAGAUCCCCUGCGCAUGUCACCAGGACUAGAUUCAAAGAAAUGGACUGGGAUAAGAAUGGAAAGGUCAGCUUCAGAGAGUUCCUCUUUGCUUUUAUCAACUGGGUUGGGAUCGAAAGUGAUGAAGAGCUACCUGACUGAGGAAGCUAACUGCACUUGAAGGAGCUACACAAUAAUCUGGAAUGAGGUCAGAUUAAGAUUUGUUCAUAUACCUAGGGCAUCCAAGUAUUUAGUCAAACUGUGGUGCUGUAUCAGUUCAUAUGUCAUUACUGUUUUCUUUCAAAUGAAACAAAUAUUAGAUAUUCUAUUAAAACAUCAAAAUUAGUACUGAAUACUUUUAUUUCUGUC
Theobroma cacao (cacao) is the source of this 1173-nucleotide messenger RNA. RefSeq names its product Calcium-binding EF-hand family protein. Gene Ontology annotation, molecular function: calcium ion binding. The record is from RefSeq and is a predicted model, not a curated record. Lineage: Eukaryota; Viridiplantae; Streptophyta; Magnoliopsida; Malvales; Malvaceae.